AUGGAAGCAGGGGACAUCUGCAUCCGGACAGUUGCUGGUGCAGACGACGUGGGGCUCGAAGUAUUCCGUGGAUUGAAGCGUCGGAAGCUUCCACCAGACAUUAUCCUCACUGAAGGCUAUGACGCAAUCCUUCGGCUCUUAACGAGCGGGUUCUCCUGCAGAGAUGUGCUGCUUCAGCCUCACAUGGAGUCGGAGGUCUGCCACAUUCUCCGGACGCGCCCGUCACUCACCGGGCGCAGCGGGCCAACUACUAUCCUGAUUUGCAGCAUAGAGGUCAUCGAGGAGGUGACGGAGAUCUCUCUGGAAAUGGGCCGGCCCCAGCUCGCUUUCGCACUGGCCUGCCGGCGAGAUCCCCCCACCCUGCAUGCCGAGUUCCCAGGACUCACAGGGAGCCCUGCCGCACCCUUGCGGUUGGUGGUUUUAGAUGGGCUCACGGAUGCCGUGAACGUCGGCACUCUUUUCACGGUGGCGGCUGCGUUCGGCCUCUCCGGGGUGCUCUGCUCGCGGAGCUGCUGCGAUCCUUUCUGUGCACGGGCGGUUCGCACCUCUGGGGGGCUGGUCUUCCAGCUGCCUUGCUUUCAGGGGAGCCUCCCGGAGGCUCUCCGUCAUCUCCGUGCCGGGGGCGUGCUGACCCUGGCUGCGGUGGUUCAGGAUGGUGCGGUCUACUUUGAUGAGGUGCACGAACUGCCGCGGCGAUGGGCAUUGGUCCUUGGUUCUGAGCACUUCGGCGUGGAUGCAGCGGUCCGUGAAGCGUGCGACAAGUUGGUGAAAAUCCGGAUGGCAAGUGGAGUGGACUCCCUGAACGCAACCCAGUUGCGGUCAGGUGGUCACUUCGGGAGGGGUUCUUGUGCACGGAUGUGUGGAGCGGGAAGCAAGAGAAUAGCCUGCAACACUUAA
This is a messenger RNA of Symbiodinium natans, 897 nucleotides long. The record is from the annotation of a GenBank genome assembly. Lineage: Eukaryota; Dinophyceae; Suessiales; Symbiodiniaceae.